GAGUUCCCCCAAAAGAGGAGAACAAUCCAAUCCGAUUUCCCAUAUAAUAUUCUAUCUAUCUAUCGGCUGCUUUUCUCUUGCUUUCACCAGCCACAAAAAGGGAAGCAUACCACGCCAAGACCCCGCCAGACAAAGCAAGGAAGAGAGAGAGAACAGAACACAACAGACGGUCAACGAUAGAAUUAUCGAAUUGAAUUGAAUUGAAUUGGAUUGCUGGGAAGAUCUGCUUGUGCCAAGAUGUCGUUCUCGGGACGUCGCGUCAGUAUUCUGCGUCCAGCAGACAACAAACGUUUCUCGACCGGAAGGGAUCUCGCGGAGAACGAGAAGAAGUCCGAAAUCCACCGUCAGUUCCGUGAUGCCCACGAGGGUCACCGUCCACACGCCGGUCUCGACGCCUCUCGUACCUCCACGGGAGUCGUCUGGUGUACAGAGCGUGCCAGCGAGCAUGGCUAUCUAGAAGACCCUUCCUCCUGGGCCAACCUGGGUCAGGGUGCCCCCGAGGCAGACGAUGAGAUCUUCGGCAGUUUCCCCCGCCCUACUGCCAUUCCUAUCGCCUCCGCGUCUCGCGAGUACGGUCCGACCGCUGGUAUCAAGCCGCUGCGUGCGGCCGUUGCGAAACUCUACAAUGAGCACUACCGAAAGGGUAAAGAGAGCCAGUAUACGUGGGAGAAUGUCUGCAUUGUGCCGGGUGGAAGAGCCGGUCUCAUUCGAAUUGCUGCCAUUUUGGGCAACUCGUACUUGGGCUUCCCCAUUCCCGAUUACUCUGCGUAUUCGGAGAUGUUGUCGCUCUUCAAGAACUUUGCAGCAAUCCCCAUCCCACUCUCUGAACAGGACCACUACCACAUCCACCCGGACAAGAUCGCCGAGGAAAUCGCCCGUGGUACCUCUGUCAUCCUGACCUCGAAUCCGCGAAACCCCACUGGUGAUGUCCUCGCCAACCCCGAGCUCGGACGGAUCCAGGACAUCUGCAGAGAUCGCGCGACUUUGAUCCUGGAUGAAUUCUACGGCGGUUACAACUACAGCACUGGCUGUGACGGCACCACGAUCAGUGGUGCUGAGAACGUCGUCGACGUGAACGAGGAUGACGUGCUCCUGAUCGAUGGUCUGACGAAGCGCUUCCGUCUCCCUGGAUGGCGUAUCGCCUGGAUCGUCGGUCCCAAGGACUUCAUCACCGCUCUCAGCUCGGCGGGUUCUUACCUGGACGGAGGUGCCAAUGUUCCUUUCCAGGAAGCUGCUAUCCCUAUGCUCGAGCCGGGUCUCGUGCGGGCAGAGAUGAAGGCCCUGCAGAUUCACUUCCGCGAGAAGCGGGACUAUGUCGUGAAGCGUCUACAGAAGAUUGGAUUCCGCUUUACGGACAUUCCCCAGGCGACCUUCUACAUCUGGCUGGACCUGAACUCGCUGGAGCCACCGCUCCCUGCUGAGGCCAACAUCUCCGACGGUCUGAACUUCUUCAACGCACUUCUGCACGAGAAGGUGAUUGUGGUUCCUGGAAUCUUCUUCGAUCUCAACCCGGCCAAGAGACGUGAUCUGUUCGACAGCCCGUGUCACCACUUUGUGCGUCUGAGUUACGGACCGAAGAUGGACGUGCUGAAGCACGGUCUGGACGGCAUUGAGAGGGUCGUUCGUCGUGCCAGAGGAGAGACCGGCUGGGAGGGUGACGAGGCCGUCCGGGACUAGAGAAUUAAAAGUGCUUCUGGUUUGAGCUAUCAACA
This is a messenger RNA of Paecilomyces variotii, 1712 nucleotides long. Its product is annotated as putative aminotransferase, classes I and II. The transcript is spliced from 5 exons. Gene Ontology annotation, molecular function: pyridoxal phosphate binding. The coding region runs from base 238 to 1677 and encodes 479 amino acids. Lineage: Eukaryota; Fungi; Ascomycota; Eurotiomycetes; Eurotiales; Thermoascaceae. The record is from RefSeq and is a predicted model, not a curated record. Gene Ontology annotation, biological process: biosynthetic process.